UGUGAUCCCGAUAAGCUUCCCGGAGUUGUCCCUGCAACGCACCAUGUCCGUUCUGACUCGUUUGUGCCAUCUACAGAUUUGCACAGCUCUGGAGAGCUUUUGAUCACCGUCUACACGCGUUCGGUAUAUGUUUCAACUGACCUGCGCUCCUCGCAAGCCAUUCUUUUUUAAAACUAGGCUCAAUCGCUUUCCCCGGAGUCUAUCUGGAUAUCGCUUUAGUUUGCAAAAGGAAUUGCCAGUGCGUUGAUGGAUUCACUACUAAACAAUGGAGAAACAGACAGCAACUGAAAAACGGGAAUAAACGGGUGGCGUUCGGAGAGGAAUACACAAUUUAACGAGAGAUCUGGGAUAAUUGUCUGAUCUAGAAGUGCGUGUGGCCGUUUUCAGCUCAACUUGGUGGAAACUACACAAGAAUGGUGUGUUAGGACUCGGAUUUCAGCGCAGGUCGGUGUGCAAAAGAAUGCACCUUGCUCCGUUUCUCUGCUUUUCUUUACAUAAAACAAGAAAAGAAGAUGUGUUGAAACCGCAAAGGCUUUAAAGCGCCUCCGUUUAGAAUUGAGUGGAAUCAAGGCGAAUGGAUACGUUUCCGAUGUUUAAGGUGAACGAGUGACCCAAUGAGGUGGAAUACUACUUUAGCGGAGUGCUGGAAGAGAAGUCACCUUGCCCCAGUUCUCCGAGAGCACAGGGAAAGAGACAGACAUCUCUGAUUGUUUGUUGCCAGUAGGGAGACGGGAAGGUGUAAGCCUGCCAUCUGAGAGCAUUUGAAAUCAAGGCUGCGAGAAGGAACCAUAUGGCACAAAACACAAUAUAGGUCCCUGCUUGUGAUUUACCAUGGCCAAAGUGCUCUGCAGCCUCCUUCUCCUGGGAAGCGCAGUGAUGAUGACCACCGCCUGCCCUAAAUAUUGUGUCUGUCAGAACUUAUCAGAGUCCUUGGGCACAUUGUGCCCAUCCAAAGGUCUGCUGUUCGUGCCCCCUGACAUUGACAGAAGAACCGUGGAGUUACGUCUGGGAGGGAACUACAUUAUCAAAAUUACCCAGCAGGACUUCACCAACAUGACGGGCCUUGUGGACCUCACACUGUCACGAAACACCAUUAGCUUCAUCCAGCCCUUCUCCUUUGUGGAUCUUGAAACCCUGCGUUCGCUGCACCUGGACAGUAACCGGUUGACAGAGCUGGGCCCGGAUGUCUUGCGAGGCUUAGUGAACUUGCAACACCUCAUCCUAAACAACAACCAACUGACUCGCAUAUCCAAAGAAGCUUUCGAUGACCUGCUGCUCACCUUGGAGGACCUAGACCUCUCCUACAACAACCUGCGAGGCAUACCCUGGGAUGCCAUUCGCAAAAUGCUCAACCUACACCAGCUGAGUCUGGAUCACAACCUCAUCAGCCACAUUGCUGAGGGCACUUUUACUGAUCUUGAAAAGCUGGCAAGGCUGGAUCUGACAUCAAAUCGUCUCCAGAAGCUUCCACCCGAUCCUAUCUUUGCUCGGUCACAGAGCAGCAGUCUUCUUAGUACACCAUUUGCCCCGGUCUUGUCUCUCAGCUUUGGUGGGAAUCCUCUUCACUGUAACUGUGAGAUUCUUUGGUUGCGGCGUCUAGAGCGGGAGGACGAUAUGGAAACCUGUGCCUCCCCUCCUAGUCUGAAAGGUCGCUACUUCUGGUAUGUGCGAGAGGAAGAGUUUGUCUGUGAACCACCGUUAAUUACCCAGCAUACCCAUAAGCUUUUGGUCCUUGAGGGACAGACGGCCAGUUUACGCUGCAAGGCCGUGGGCGACCCUAUGCCUCUCAUACACUGGGUUGCUCCAGAUGACCGACUAAUUAGUAACUCGUCCAGGGCUACAGUGUAUGAAAAUGGUACUUUAGACAUUAUGGUCACCACGUCUAAGGAUUAUGGGACAUUUACUUGCAUUGCUGCAAACGCAGCAGGAGAAUCAACAGCCUCAAUUGAGCUCUCCAUCAUUCAGCUCCCCCAUCUAAGCAAUGGAACUAACCGCACAUCUCAGCCCAAGUCCAGACUAUCUGACAUCACCAGCUCCACUAAAACCAGUAAAGGGGAGACCAAAGCCCAACCAGAACAGGUAGUGUCAGUGUCAGAGGUCACUGCGGUCUCUGCUCUGAUCAAGUGGACAGUAAACAAAGUGGCACCCAAAGUCAAAAUGUACCAGCUCCAAUAUAACUGUUCAGAGGAUGAUGUCCUAAUUUAUAGGAUGAUUCCAGCGAUCAGCAAAUCCUUCUUGGUCAACAACCUGAUGCCAGGGAUGCAGUAUGACCUAUGUGUGUUGGCCAUCUGGGAAGACACGGCCACCACGCUCACUGCGACGAACAUAGUGGGAUGUGUGCAGUUCGAGACACGUGACGAGUACCCCCGCUGCCAGUCGCUGCACAGUCAGUUUUUAGGAGGAACCAUGAUACUGGUAAUUGGUGGAGUGAUCGUAGCUACUUUGUUGGUCUUUAUCGUCAUCCUUAUGGUACGCUAUAAAGUGAACAGUGGCUUGCAGGUUGCAAAGUUGGUGACAGUGAGCAACACCUACUCCCAGACCAACGGGAGGCCACAGGCCGCUCAGCGACUUAACAAUGGUGCUCCUACACCGCAGACGCCAAAGACUGUAGUGGUGAUGCGAGAUGAAGUGGUGGAGUUUAAGUGUGGCUCCUUGCAGAGUAGCAUCUCGUCCUCUUCAUCCUCCUCGGCUGACUCCCUUAGAUGUGAGAAAGUUGAGUCUUACAACCGACAUGUGGAUUCUAACACCUUGCCCAACAGGUGGAAGCAGUCGUCAACUAAGGUACGACCAAACCUGGAUAACUUACUUGGGGCAUUUGCUUCUUUGGACCUGAGGGUUCCAGCAAGAGACCCAGAAGGACCAUCUUCCUCAGGGACCAUGGCGAUGGGCAUGAGACCACCCACUGACAAGGAGCCUCUGCUAGGUCGGGGAGAUUCCAAGCUUGGGAAGCUUGUAAUGCUGCCAUCAGAGAACAAACCCAAGCGCAGCCACUCGUUCGACAUGGGUGACUUUGGUGCUUCGCAUUGCCUUAGCUACCCACGACGCAUCAGCAACAUUUGGACUAAAAGGAGUCUCUCAGUCAACGGCAUGCUUCUGCAGUGCGACGAGAGUGAGGGGGAAGGGGAUAAGGCAACAUUUGAUAGCUCUGAGUGGGUCAUGGAGAGUACAGUCUGACAGGGAUAUCGGAUUAGCUCUGCCAAAAAAGAACAAAAAAACAACCCAUUCUCUGAACUCGUCAGGUGAAAAGGAACUUGCUGCAUCAUAUGACGUCAUGAAGGACUCAAAUGGCUGUAAUGAAAAGACACCUCAGUGGUGGCCAUGACUGUGUAAUGCAUGAUUUUCCAUGUCAAUAUUGUCCUUCUGUUCAUUUGAUCACAAAGAAGUUCAGUGGUUUGUGUCCGAGUCAGCCAAGGCCAGGGCUGGUCCUGUUUAUUGAGAGCUGAACGAAGGAUAUCUCCAGUUGCCUUCAAACAUUAAAGCAGAUAUGAAUAAAUACCCAAGAACAAGGGAUGUGGGGGUAUCUCAGAGAAGCAGGGGGAAUAAAAGAGAGACUUUAUCCGACUGUGCACUGCAGUUUGCCAAGAGGAUUUUCUUCAGCUAAGUGGAUGUGCAUCGCAAUGGACCAAACGUUCCCAUGAGACAGGACUAUAUAAUUUAGCAGGUGAAAUGAAAAAAAGAAAAAAAAAGAAAAAAAAAAGCAAAUGUAAUGAAAUUUUGUAGGUUAUUUUUCUUUUGUUGUCAUUUUUACUUUUUUAAGUUAAUUCUAGUGUUGUCCCCAAGCAUUUUUCCUGAACAACUGAAGAAUACACUAUAGUCUGUCAUACAUAUUUUACACUGAAGAGAAAUACAGAUCUAAAAUUCAGGAAGAUUUCUUUUUCAUAAUCAAAUCUGAAAAUUUAAUCUGCUAAUUGACCGUGUUGUUUCAUGACAUUAUGUGCCUCUUUUUCAGUUUAUCAGUGCAUUUAUCACACUACUUUCUGAGUUUGAAAGCUAGCUGUUGUCUGAUCUCUGAUCACCUCGCUUUAAAUUUCAUUUAGUACUAAUGUAGAACAGUAUUAGUCAGUCUGUCUGAGGUACAUAUUAUUUAUGCAAAGGGAUAUUUACUACAUAUUACAUACCAAACCAAUAUAUUGCAUACCCAACCAAGAAGAGACUCUGUGUGAUGUCCCCUUGGUCAACCCUUAUUAAAAAGUACAAAAAAUGGUAACUACCAACAUGGUUUGGACAUGUUAUCAUUGUUAUACCACAGUAUUCUUUAAAGUACCAUGGUAUAUGAAAAUGAAAGUAGAUGGUAUUACCAUCUUACACAAUCACUGUACCAUGGUAUCUUGACAAUAUUUUGCAAACGUUUUCCAAGAGUAUAAUAAAGUACUAUGAUUUUCUGAUAUUUAUUGAUGGUAGUUGCUCCCUCAGUGAUCAUUUCUAAUUAUAGCUCUAUUCCAUCUGUAAGAUUAGUUUGUUGGUGUUGGUGAUUUACGUUUGUACUCUCCACAACAAGCCCCUCAAGACUUAAGCCUGAAAUGUAGGUCAGAGUGUUACGCUAGACAGUGUGUUGUGAAAGACAUUUAGGACAGGAUCUGGAUCACAGUUUUGUAGAGACCUUUAUUAGUGCCAAAUGGUUGUGGCAAGCUUGAUUUCACACAAAGGUGAAUCAUGAACCGGGGAGAAACAGAGCUCCUCUGUCAUCGCUGUGCCCUUGAGCGAUGGCACUUAACCUCAGGUUGCUCCAAGGGGACUCUCUUGUUAUUAGUGCAGUGCAAGUUGGAUGAAACUUAUGAAGCUGGUUACAUGAUAAAUGACAAAAGAAAAUGUUAAAGACCUGGAUAAAUCAUGUAUAGUCAUUAUUUUAGAUUUAACCAUUUCAGAAAUGUGGUGACACUUCCCAUGAACACAUCUAUAGUGCAUUUUUAGUGCAUUUUAGUUGAAGUUUAAGUAGUUGUAAACAUUAUUACGACUGAUAGGUUUAAUGACAAAAUACUGUUACUGUUUUACAAGUGGGCUAGAGUUUGGGUGAGGAUGCAGUAUUAAAUAAGAAUUGGAUUUUGUACGGUCAGGUUUCCAUGACCUUACAUUUAUCUUGUCCCUAAAUAUGAGGCAUUAUUUUGUUGUAAUGAUUUUUGUAAAAUAAAUUAUCCAGACUUAUUAUCUGUAAAAUUCUCCAGCCAAUCCAGUGUUAUAUUACAUUGCAGACAUCAAAAUGGCUAUUUAAUUUUGUUAAGUGUGUACUAUAGAUCUGGUGUUCCUAGGAAGUGUUACCCAAAGGAUCAUAACACACAAUGUCUAUUUUUCUUAUGUUGAAAAAAUCUUUAUUUUUCUAUUUUGUGAAAAGCUAACGGUUCAUUGCCUUUUUGUUUGUCUGAUACAAUGUCAUUGUAUACAGUUUUGAUUAUGAUUUACUUUUACAGUUAUAUUAUAUACAGAAAGACAUGGAUAAACAAACAUAACAUACAAUAUUUAUUUAUUUUUUCAUUGUUAUUAGUAGUGUCAUUUUUAUUUUUAACUAAACAUUUAAGCCACAUUCUAGAUUUGCAACAUUCAUUGUUUAUAAUUUGUUACUGCUCUUGGUAUAUGACUCUUUCUAUGACUUUUUUGUAUAAAAAAAAAAAAAGAAAUUAUAUAAGAAUGUAUGACGGUAUUCUGUACAGUGAACCUCUUAUUUUCCUGGUCAGAGAAAAAAAAAGAGAAGGUGCUUUAACGUAUUGUUCUGACAUACGCGUAAAUGUGAAGCAGCAUAGUUGCGUUUUUCACUUGGAGUUGUAGAAAAAAAGAAAAGAGACUAAAUCAUUCUAAACCA
Labeo rohita (rohu) is the source of this 5794-nucleotide messenger RNA. RefSeq names its product leucine-rich repeat and fibronectin type-III domain-containing protein 2. The transcript is spliced from 5 exons. The coding region runs from base 832 to 3174 and encodes 780 amino acids. Gene Ontology annotation, molecular function: protein binding. Lineage: Eukaryota; Metazoa; Chordata; Actinopteri; Cypriniformes; Cyprinidae. Gene Ontology annotation, cellular component: cell surface; postsynaptic density membrane. The record is from RefSeq and is a predicted model, not a curated record.